Molecule: messenger RNA, 464 nt
Organism: Paramecium primaurelia
Lineage: Eukaryota; Ciliophora; Oligohymenophorea; Peniculida; Parameciidae
Source: the annotation of a GenBank genome assembly
GUUACAUUAACAUCCAUGUGAAAGUAAUUUAAGCCCAACUCCAACCUGCUUCAAAUAGAAAAUCAUUGAUAACAUGAUAGUCUCCAAAUGAUAAUUCGUAAAAUGAAGAAAGCAAAAGUUUAUCAACAUUCCCAAUUCUAAUUAUGCCAAAGAAUACCUUCAAAGAGCGCUUUUUAAUUAAACAAUAAAAAAGUAUUUAAUUUAGGGCCUUGCUAGUCCUAAUCAAUUGUCCAGUUAAAGAAAUCGAUAUGAAAUAAGGCUCAAAUGAUAAAUGAUUAUCUUUAAAUCUUUUAACAUUCGAAAGAAUCCUUUAGGAUAUUCUUAGAAGUAAUAAAAAGAUUUUAUUGCUUCUAAAUGAUUAUUGCUUAAGAAGCCCACUGGAAUGAAUAAGAAUAAAAAUACAAAUAUUUUCUUGAGAGAAGGAAUCCUUUGAUGACCUUGGAUAGACAUAAUUUUUCUGCUCU